AUGGCUAGGGUUAGUGCUUUGUUUCACUCUUUUCUCUUGGUUUCUUCCCUACUACUGGCUUCUCAAACCCUAGUCUCCUCUAGGAAACUAGAAAAAAAACCUUCCCUUGUCCCUGGAUUAUCGUGGAAUUACUAUUUCAUAGAAUGUCUAAAUCUUGAAGGGAUCGUGAAGGGUCAUCUGGAGAAAGCUUUCAAGACGGAUAAAGGAUUAGCUCCUGGCAUUCUUCGACUCUUCUUCCAUGACUGCUUUUCUAAUGGUUGUGACGCGUCCAUAUUGUUGAAUGCAGACGAUGGACAAGAUGAAAAAAGCCACCCUGCUAACAUUGGUAUAAGACCAGAAGCUCUUCAAGUCAUUGAAGACAUUCGAAGUCGCAUUUAUUUGCAGUGUCUUCCGGUUGUUUCUUGUGCAGACAUCCUUGUUCUUGCAGCACGUGAAUCUGUUCGCCAAUUGGGAGGCCCAAGUUUCGAUGUGCCCCUGGGAAGAAAAGACAGCUUCACAUUUGACCUAGACGGACCGGACAACCUCCCACCUUCAUUCUUCCGAACUGACGAGCUCCUCGAUCUCUUCGCCGAGAGAGACUUCGACGCCACAGAACUGGUCGCCCUCUCCGGCGCCCACACCUACGGUAGGUCCCACUGCCUCUCUCUGGCCAACAGAACCACUGAAUCGGACCCACCCAUCGACCCGGACUUCAAGAACAAGCUCCUGGCCACGUGCCCCACUCUUGAUUCCGACAACACCGUGGACCUGGACGUGCGCACCCCGGCCACGUUCGACAACAUGUACUACAUCAACCUGCUGAAUCGGCAGGGUGUGUUCACCUCGGACCAGGACCUCGCGAGCCACCCCCAGACGAAGGAGAUCGUGAACACGUACGCCUCCAACCAGAAGGAGUUCUUCAAGGCAUUCCAGGACGCGUUUGUGAAGGUGAGCCAGAUCGACGUCAUCACGAGUCGCCAGGGCAAGGGAGAGAUUCGCAAAAAGUGCUUCACCCCCAAUAAGAAGAGCAUGGUUUCAGUGGAGGGUGCGGUGGAAGAAGUGGUGCAGUUGGCAGAGACCAUUUGA
Molecule: messenger RNA, 1065 nt
Organism: Sphenostylis stenocarpa
Lineage: Eukaryota; Viridiplantae; Streptophyta; Magnoliopsida; Fabales; Fabaceae
Source: the annotation of a GenBank genome assembly